Molecule: messenger RNA, 2309 nt
Organism: Apus apus (common swift)
Lineage: Eukaryota; Metazoa; Chordata; Aves; Apodiformes; Apodidae
Gene: CCDC148
Product: coiled-coil domain containing 148
Exons: 15
Coding region: 73-1890 (605 amino acids)
Source: RefSeq, a predicted model, not a curated record
GCCCCGUCUGCCCCACCGCCGGGCCUCCGGCCUCCGCGCGAUAUAAAAAAUAAAAAAAAAUAAAAUUAAAAAAUGAAUGAACCAGACCAUGGAACAUCCUUUACAACUCGUAGGAUUAAUGAUGUAGAAAACCUGGUGGUUCCUGUGGGAAAUGGUCUUUGCAGCCGGAAGUAUAAACCUGUUGACUACAAACUUCUUUAUGAACUCACUGCUAUUGAAAAAAAGGCAUCCAAAAAAAUUCAAUUAAAGAUUAAAAAAACAGAGCAAGAUUCAAAAAUUAGCAAAGAGCAAACGCUGCUGAAACAGCAUCGGCAGGUGUGGUGGCAAGAGCAUAAAAGGCUGAGUGAGAACAGGCAAAAAGCAGAAGAAGAAAUAAAGACUUUCCUUGAUGAAGAAAGCCAUAAACAUGACUUCUUUUUGGAUAUGAGGGACUUGGAGCAAAAAUUAUCAAAGGAACAAGACAGAUAUCAAACAGAUACCAUAGUUCCUAUCUGGCAACUACAAGAGAAUUUGAAAUUCAGGCUGUCUGAAAUGCGGCGUUACCUCUCAGAAGAAUCUUGUCUGAAGUCUAAGUUCAAUCCAGUUGAGAUGUUACAGCAGAUUAAAUUUGUGAAGAAGCAGCAGAAGGCAAUUUUGGAAUCCCUUAUCCUUGAAGGUCUUGCUUUGGAAAGAGAGCUUGAAGACUAUAAAACAAAAGCAUUAGCACGUUCCUUUGAAGAGAAACAGGAAAUUUUCCUUGAAGUUCCUCCAGCACUACUGUCUUUGGAAUACCCCUACCCUGAUUUGAAGAUCUUAGUUAUCAAUGAAUACCAAAAGCUUGCAAGUGGGUACUGGUCUAAGUUUCAAGAGAUUGACCAACAGUUAACAGUUUUCUCUAGGGACGCUGAGUGGACAGAAGAAGAUCGGUGGGUUUUUCAGACUGUUAUCCAUCAAUAUUCAAGAGAUCUUCAGAGGAGGAGAACCUUGUACCUCGACGCCCUGCAGAGAUACCUUCCUCACAAAUCUAGGCAAGAGCUGGUUGCUUAUGAGAAAGCUUGGCACCGUUGCUGUCUCUUCAGGGAUCAGAGCAGGGCCUUGUUGUGUGGCUGGGCUCAGGCCAGGAAGGGCUUUGUGCUGAAGGCGGCGGCAGCUGCUGCUGAAGCCUCUGCUGCUCGUGAGGCCCAGGUGGAGCUGGCUAACACCAGACAAAGGCAGCAGGAGAUCUGUGCCGACCUGAAGGCAAAGGUUGUGCAGUGGAAAGCACAGCAGAAAGAGGCUGCUGAACUGGAAGCUGCUGUAGCUGCCAGAAGAAAAGAAGAGAAGGAUGAGAAAGAGAGGCUACAGAAAGAGCAGGAAGUGAUUCGUAGAGCUCAGGAGAAAGAGAAAGUGAAGCAGUACUGGGCUGAGAAACAGCUCAAGUGGCAAGAACAGGAAGAGGAAGAUCUGCGACGUCUGGAGGAAUUAAGAAGAUUAUUGGCUGAACAAGCAGUUAAAGACAGAGAGAGGGUAAAGUUCAGACAAGCAGUACUAGAAAAGCAGUUGCUGGAGAAAAAGGAACAGGCCCUUCGAGCAGCACGUGAGGAAGAGGAGAAGGAGAAAUGCCUUGAAGCCCUCCGACAGCAGGUUGCCGUGGUUGCAAAGUCUGAUCCCGCUCGAGUAGUGGCUGAUACGGUGGCAUCUAAAGCUCGGAUGGGUGUUGGAGCCAAAGAAGACUUUGAUCUUCAGAAGCCACUGUUUAAGUUGCACACAUACAAUGAACAGCAGAUCAUUUCUGACCCUAGACUUCGUGUUGAGCUAGCUCUUCGAGAAGCUGGACUUCUUAAAUCACUUUAUGCAAAAGAGGUUUUACCAAAGAUCCCUCCACUGAAGCUUCCAAGAAGAGAUAUGGAAUCUACAGGUUUUAAAAUGUAGAGCGCUCUUGUGUCAGGAGUGGAGAAGCUUCGGGGUGUUGUCAGGCCUGGAAUGAAAACUUUAAAUAAAUUUCCCUUAGGUUGUAUCUUAGAACUAUUUGGUUCUCAGUCUGUGCAGUCAUUCAAAAAACCAACCUGUCUUUCUCAUGUGGUGCUGCACCAUUUCACACCUGCCCUGGUGAAGGUUUUGUGGAGCUUUGGUGGGUUUUGGCUGUUGUGGUGUGAUUUCUCAUGUCCCUUCCUGCAGGGAGACAGCACACCUGUGCAUGGAGGGCUCCUGCAGACAUUGCAGGCCAGUCUCAUCUGUGGCAGCCUGGGCAGGAGCCCUGGUUUUAACUGCCAGCAUGAAUCCCAAACAGCUUUGCAGAACGGUCACUUCGGGUUAUAUUGUGCUACAUUCAUAAAUCCCACAGCUUUCAU